This is a messenger RNA of Trichoderma harzianum CBS 226.95, 1690 nucleotides long. RefSeq lists its product as hypothetical. Lineage: Eukaryota; Fungi; Ascomycota; Sordariomycetes; Hypocreales; Hypocreaceae. The record is from RefSeq and is a predicted model, not a curated record. Bases 495 to 1370 code for a protein of 291 amino acids. The transcript has a single exon.
UCCUGUCAUCGCCCUCCCAAGUGUCAGUCAACAUGGAUGAAUCGAAACUCCAUGAAAGAAUUCGGCUUGCUAUAGACGAAUUCCUUCUUUCAGAAAACACCACUACAGAGGCAAAAGAGGCAUUGCUUCGUUAUGCAGAAGCGCGACCACGUCAUGCGAAUCCGGACCCCAUCAUUCCUACCGAAGAAGUGAGAAUCAGACUGGAGCUGAUUGCCAAGCUUGAGAAGACGAUUAACACACCAACUGGCGCAUUUGCGUCCGACGCUGAUGGAGGCUUCCAAUUUACGCAUCUCCAGCUGUCAUAUCUUAUUUUGAUACCCUUGGAGUUUCUACGCCGCCUCAGCCAAGAAUCUUACACAUUAAGGCAUCCAUACUACACCAUAGAUUCUUACAUAUCCUUUAGUGAUUAUUUUCACCCUCACCCUCCCCUACCCCCCCUUUUAGCAAUGAAUGUUUGCUGACUUUUUUUUUUUACUCCAGUGGUGCGAGGUAGAAUGCCUGGAGAAAAAUCGACUCAGAACCAAACAGCCUCCCAAGCCUCACGGGGCGGUAGUCUCCGUGGAAGAGGUAGCCAACGUGGAGAUAGCCGGAGUCGAAGUAGCCAGCGCAAAAGUAGCGAUGGCGGCACGGAUACCAAGAGUGUCAAUCGAAACACCAGAGAGCGCGACAAAUGUUUUGCCAGGGAUGGUGGAGUAUGCAUCCUCACAGGAGCUGCUUACCCUGAAGUCUGCCACAUCAUCCCUUUUGCGAUUACUGCAAGUGCGGCAAGCAUAUCUCAGUGUCACUUUUUUGUCCCUGCCGUAGAAGGUCUACUGGGCGGCGAAGAUGCACAAUCGUUCCAUGAACUUCUUCUUUUGGCGCCAGGUUCUUCUGACAAAUCUUGGAACAUGCUCUGCUUGCACCCUACUCUUCAUUCCUGGUGGGGUAAAUGUCUUUUUGGAUUGAAGUUCCAUGGGAUCAUUCCUUCACUUGAGAAUGAGAAUUGUAUCUUUCAAUUGCAAUUCCAUUGGCUACCCAGGACCGGCAACAAUCCAGCAGAAAGAAUUAAAGUAGACAACGACGCUAUCGCGAGAAUGCUUCAGACAAUCCAACGAGAGCAGGAUAAAGGUCUCAUCAUGGAGUCAAGGAAAGAAAACUGCCGCCCCAUCGAAACUGGAGACGUGUUCAGCCUAGUCAUGGCAAAAGAAGAUGCUGCUAAGAUGAAAGUCAUGAUCGAUAUCCAGUGGGCAAAUGCAAAACUUGCGGCGAUUUCUGGUGCCGCGGAUUUUUGGGAGCCUCCGGCCGGAUAUUCCAGCGACCCUGACGUCGAUCCCUCUGACCAUGUUGCAGAUUGGCUUGAAACUCUUCAGCCUCCAGAGACUUUACCUUAGGAACAUGGAGUUUCUGGUGCGCUGGAGAAGAGUGAGCCCAAGCUACCGGCAUCAGAGAGACAGAAUGUAUUGAUGCCAAGGAACAUUUCACCAUCACGACCCGAGGGUAGUUCUCAAGGGAAGGCUAAAUCGCCUGAGAAGACGUCGCUAGAGAAGACUAUAUCAUUAGUGGAGGCACCCCAAAAGCUGUCGACUAGGCUCAAAGUGAAGGAGAAUUUGUCGCCUGGGAAGGGUCCCUCUAGCAGUUAAGGUCAGAUAUGUUGCAUGUCGAUAGUCAAUAUAAAGCUUGAUGAAAUCGGUUUCCAAGACGCCGCCGCGUA